AAAAUACUCAUUCCUCAGUUAACCUUGCAAAGAGAUUCCGGACAAUGAUCUCUUGCGUAUAAUCACCGCAAGAACGCCACUAUCUUAUUCUAUGACCAUGUUGGAGAAAACCCGGGCGGACAGACAAGACCUGAAAUUCAGAUGCGAUACGUGGCUCAAGCCAUCGAAUAUGAAGAUGAUCUACCACAGCCAGUUUCAGGAAAAGUUGCACGGAACAUGCGACUGGGUAUGGUCUCACCCUACGUUCUUGGCGUGGAAUAAUACCUCGACAGAUCCUUUAACCGCAGGCCGUCGUCUGCUCUGUAUCUACGGCACUCACGGUUGUGGGAAAACCGUCCUAGCGUCCUCGAUCAUGGAGUCAUUGAAAAGUAAUGGGCACCGGGUAUUAUUUUUCGCUUUCUCUGAUGCGGAUAUCAGUCGCCGAAGCUUAGACGACAUGGCCCGGUCCUUUUUGUCACAAAUCUUACAAGAGUCGAUCCCGGACGAGAGCUUUAACUUCCGACUUAUGGGCUGUCUUUAAAAAGAUUACGACAUCUGCACCAGGACUUAUAUACUGGAUCAUUGACGGGGUUGACGAAUCCAGAGAAUCUGGUGAAGAGAUCUUGAGACCAGUCC
This is a messenger RNA of Daldinia caldariorum, 615 nucleotides long. RefSeq lists its product as uncharacterized. The record is from RefSeq and is a predicted model, not a curated record. NCBI's taxonomy places the organism in Eukaryota, Fungi, Ascomycota, Sordariomycetes, Xylariales, Hypoxylaceae. The coding region runs from base 92 to 520 and encodes 142 amino acids. The transcript is spliced from 2 exons.